Molecule: messenger RNA, 960 nt
Organism: Trypanosoma rangeli
Lineage: Eukaryota; Euglenozoa; Kinetoplastea; Trypanosomatida; Trypanosomatidae
Product: heat shock protein-like protein
Exons: 1
Coding region: 1-960 (319 amino acids)
Cellular component (GO): cytosol
Molecular function (GO): protein-folding chaperone binding
Source: RefSeq, a predicted model, not a curated record
AUGUCGAACUUGUACGAUGUCUUGGGUGUCGACAACGAGGCGGAGGAUGACGCCAUCGCAAAGGCGUACCGCCGCCAAUCCAUGGCGUACAACCCACAGUGCAACCCCAACCACCCUGACCCAAAGGCGCUCGAGAAACAGUUUAAGCACGUGUCCCAGGCAUACGUGGUGCUAUCCAAUCCCAAGGCACGAGGCAUCUACGACAUGUACGGUGAGGAGGGUGUGAGACACGGUGGGACAAGUCAACAAGGCGUUCCCGGAGGCAUCGACCUUGAUGCCGUUGAUCCCUAUGAAGUAUUUCGUCGCUUUUUUGGUGUGGACAACCCCUUUCAGGUAAUUGGUGACAUCAGUGGGCUACGCAACAACCAACACAAUUUCUUUAGUACCAGUGCUGUCAUCCCGAAAACCCUUGCAAAGGUUGAGCCUAUUGAGGUCUCCUUGCCAGUGACGCUAGAGGACGUGUUCUAUGGUGCGAUGUGUCGUGCCACUUGGCAGUGCCGCCUUUUCCAUCAUGGACAAGAAACCAUUACGGAGGAAUGCUUUAAUCUUCGUGUGCCGAGGGGCGCCCAUGCUGGUGACAGAUUUGUCGUGGACGGAAAGGGCAACUGGAGGGAGGGAUUUGCAAGGGGGGAUGUGGUGGUGGUGCUGGAGUUGCUGCCCCAUGACCGUUUUCGGCGUGAAGGGGACGACCUUGUCGUUGUGAUCCCCAUCACGCUUAGCGAGGCGCUCUGCGGUGUCACGCUGAAUGUAAAAACAAUGGAGGGGGUCGACAUCACCGUUCUUAUUGAUGAGAUUGUGCACCCCAGGUACCGCCGUCGCGUUGCAGGUCAGGGUUUACCGCGCAAUGAAGAUCUCUCCAACCCGCGUGGAGAUCUCAUCGUGGAGUGUGACACAAAGUUCCCUGGUUUCUUAACCCUAGAGCAGAGGGCGGAGUUGCGUCGCAUCCUUGAGGUGAAGUGA